AUGGCCUGCUACGACCUGUACCCCUCCUCUGCCUGUGGCGUCCUCCGGCCCCAGCCCCUGGCUGACAGCGGGAACGAGCCGUGUGUCCGCCAGUGCCCCGACUCCACCACCGUGAUCCAGCCUCCCGCCGUGGUGGUCACCUUCCCCGGCCCCAUCCUCAGCUCCUUCCCGCAGGAUUCCGUGGUGGGAUCUGCUGGAGCUCCCGUCCUGUCGGCCUCCGGAGCCUCCCUGGGCUAUGGGGGCUAUGGGUCCCUGGGCUAUGGGGGUCUCUAUGGAUAUGGGGGUUACGGAUCCCUGGGCUACGGGGGUCUGUGGGGCUAUGGGGGUCUGGGUUCCUGCGGUGGGUACCGGGGCCUGUAUGGCAGAGCUUUUGGCUCCGGCUAUUGCAGCCCCUACUCCUCCUGGUACGGCCGCUACGGCCGCGGCUUCUGGGGGAUCUGCUAA
Molecule: messenger RNA, 444 nt
Organism: Taeniopygia guttata (zebra finch)
Lineage: Eukaryota; Metazoa; Chordata; Aves; Passeriformes; Estrildidae
Product: scale keratin-like
Cellular component (GO): intermediate filament
Molecular function (GO): structural constituent of cytoskeleton
Source: RefSeq, a predicted model, not a curated record